AUGGAUCCCUCAGAGGAGAAUGUGUAUGAGACCCCAGAGGUCACCUAUGAGAACCAGUCGUCAGGUAUAUACGACGUGACCUACGAGGUGCCAUACCAGGAGCCCUCAGACCUGACACCAAAGUAUGAGAACACUGGACGGGCCAUAGGAACAAUACCAGCUCCCCCUUCUCUCCCACCACCUCAACUACCCACCGAGGACAGGCGAGGCAGUUCAUCCUCUUCCUCAUCCUCCUCGUCUUCCUCACAUGUUACAGAUGAAGAGAAAGGGGAGGUGGAAGCCUGGAAUAGGGUGGAGGACAUGGAGGAGAAGGCGCAGGAGGAGAAGGCGCAGGAGGAGAAGGAAGAAGAAGAGGAGAAGACAGAAGUGGAGGAGAGCAGCAAAGAGCUCAAAUGGGAGAGGGGGUCUCCAGAAAUGGAGGUGGACGGGAGGAACUCAUCACGCAGGUCCUCCUCAUCAUCGUCCUCAUCCUCAUCAGCCUCUGAGAAGGAGACAGUGGAGGAGAAGCCACAGCAUGAAAAUGAUGAACUAAAGGUCUCACUUUUUGUUAAGGCUGGGAGUGAUGGGGAGAGCAUUGGAAACUGUCCAUUCUCUCAGCGCCUCUUCAUGAUCCUCUGGCUGAAAGGAGUAGUCUUUAAUGUUACCACUGUUGAUCUCAAGAGGAAACCGGCUGACCUUCACAACCUGGCCCCAGGGACACACCCGCCCUUCCUCACCUUUCAGGGGGAGGUUCUCACUGACGUCAACAAAAUAGAGGAGUACUUGGAGGCAAUGCUGGCACCACCAAAGUAUCCCAAACUUGCAGCAAAGAACCGUGAAUCCAACACAGCAGGAAACGACAUAUUUGCCAAGUUCUCAGCCUAUGUCAAAAACACAAGACCAGAUAAACAUCGAAGUUUAGAGAAAAGUCUUGACAAGGCCUUGGCUAAGCUGGAUGAGUAUCUGAUGAGUCCGCUACCUGAUGAGGUUCAAGAGGGACGCAACAGUGGAAAGGGAGAAUCUACUCGCAAAUAUCUGGACGGCGAUGAGCUGACAUUGGCUGACUGCAACCUUCUGCCCAAACUCCAUGUUGUCAAGGUGGUUGCGAAGAAAUACCGAAACUAUGAUAUCCCGUCCGAGUUCAGAGGGGUGUGGCGUUAUCUUGGCAACGCCUACAGCCGAGAUGAGUUCACCAACACAUGCGCAGCUGAUGUGGAGAUCGAGUUAGCCUAUAAGGACGUAGCCAAGAGGCUGGGAAAAUGAAUUCGUCUCAACCACAGUCCCUAUUGUACCUUUCUUCUUCUUUCCUGCUAUUAAAACUGAUAGACCAGACAAUGUUGUUGGAAAAUGUUAAGAAUGUGUUUAAGCCAAAGUAAUUUGUCUUUCAUCGGGGCAGUGUCAGCUUCACAGUCACCCAGUGUAUUUCAAAUUAAAACUUUACGUUCAAACUGAUAAAUAAGGCUAUAAUGAAAAGCUGUUGUGUUGACAUGUUUAGUGCAAACUGAUGAUAGUGAAUGUCAUUUUAAUCAUGAGUGCCUUAGUAGGAAUCAAGCUCUCCUCUGAUUUUAGCUCUUUAUGUCUGUACAGUAUAUUAUACAUAUUUGAAUGUAAUUAUUGAAGGAUGCUUCCUGCCCCGUGGAGCUGUAUGAUAAUGAUAUAAACUUAUAUUAAUAUGUCUGUAAAUGAUUAUAGCUCAACUAUAUUCAUAACCUCUCUGAUGAUUAGAACCAUAACCCCACUGUGUAUAUGUCACUUAUUUGAAUAGUAAAUCUAUUUUCUCAGAGACUGUGCUUGAGAGUUGUGGUUUUUCACAUGAAACUG
Molecule: messenger RNA, 1800 nt
Organism: Toxotes jaculatrix (banded archerfish)
Lineage: Eukaryota; Metazoa; Chordata; Actinopteri; Toxotidae
Gene: clic5a
Product: chloride intracellular channel 5a
Exons: 6
Coding region: 1-1242 (413 amino acids)
Source: RefSeq, a predicted model, not a curated record